GCGCAGUCUGUGCCGGCCUGGCUCUGGUCCCGGUACGCGAUGGUCGCCGCCCUAACGUGUGUGGCCAAAACGUCCCCGCCUUCCCGGAACGAGGGGUCACGGGGUCCGCGCGGGCCGGGCGGGGCCAAAGACCCAGGAGAAUCUGACCCGAACCCACCAGGCUCGGGGGGUGGAGUCGCCGAAGGCCUUCCGAGCUCGUCGCGGGGUGUAUGGGCGCCGGUGAGGGGCUGCGCACGCGCGUGGCCGGUUCUGAGUGUGGCCGUGACUCCGGCGGCGUGUGCGUGGGGCCCCGCGCGGACCCCGGCGGCGUGCGUCCUCCUCGGGCCUGUGUCUGUGCACUGGGACAGCUCUGCCCAUGUGUGACUUUGGGCAGGUGUGGAACUUGCCUUCCUGGGUAGGAGGUGUGCAAUUCCACGUGUGUGUCCGGGUGUGCAGCGCAUAGAAUGUUCCGGUGGGUGUGUCUGCCAGCGUGGAGCUGGGCGGCCUCGGUGUGCCUGGGCGUUACUCUGCAUGUGGGGCUCUGCAGUCUUCACAGCAUGUGUUUCUGUGCACGGGAGACCCUGCACGGGUGUGACUUAGGGCGCUUGUGAAGCUCUGCCCACCAGGUACACUGCGUGUGUCCUGGUGGCCAGUGCGUGGCCUGCCUGUGGAGCAAGGCGGCGUGUGUGAUCUGUGUGACUCCGUGUGCAUGUUAUGUGACAUGUAUCUACACCUGAAAGUGUCUGUGACUCCCCUUUGGCUGCCUGUGUAAUCCCGGGUUUACACCCCAGCCCACUUAUCCUCCCCCCGCGCCGAGGAAACAGCCUGCAGAGGGGAAGCCACCCCGCUGCGUUGGCCCCAGCAUCUCCCUACACAGGCCUGUUUCUUUCUCCCGCCGAUGCCUCUGGACCAUCUGAGGUGUGAUGGCCAGAGCAGAGGCUCCAACCUGAGUGGCAUGGACCAGACCUGAUGCUCCCAAGACCACGAGAUCGCACGCUGCAGAGGUGAAAUUGAGGCAGCCCCUGGAGGAGCAGGAAUGGAAGCACCCUUGGGGGUCUCCGCCCCCCAGGGCCCUGAGCUGGAAGACACCUGGAAACACAAGGGUCAGUCCAGGGACCCGCAGGAAAACCAGGAAAGCUGUUUGAAGCAAGAGGCUGUGGCCCCCGAAUCAGACCCAGUCGGGGACGGCGUGGAGCAUGGCGACCUCAGAGGAGCCCCAGGAGGCCAGUCGCAGCCUGCGGCUCCCCCCACGCAGGGCAGGCCCCAGAGGCGCAGUGUGCCCACCAAGCGCCCCGCACCAAAGUGUGCAGACGCCCCCCGGGAGGAGCCGGGUGGCGGCCCCAGGAAGCCAUGGAAGUGUGAGGCCUGCGGCAAGGCCUUCAGCUACUGCUCCGCGUUCAUCCUACACCAGAGGACGCACACUGGGGAGAAGCCGUUUGCCUGCGCCGACUGCGGCAGGGCCUUCAGCCAGAGCGUGCACCUGACGCUGCACCGGCGCACCCACACCGGCGAGCGGCCCUACGCCUGCCCCGAGUGCGGCAAGGCCUUCAGCCAGGGCUCCUACCUAGUGUCGCACUGGCGCACGCACACGGGCGAGCGGCCGCACCGCUGCACCGACUGUGGCAAGGCCUUCGCGCGCCCCACACACCUGGCGCAGCACCGGCGCGUGCACACAGGCGAGCGGCCCUUCGCGUGCAGCCAGUGCGCCAAGGCCUUCCGCAACCGCUCGUCCUUGCUGGAGCACCAGCGCAUCCACACCGGCGAGAAGCCGUUCGCGUGCACGCAGUGCGACAAGGCCUUCCGCUUUUCGUCGGCGCUCAUCCGCCACCAGCGCACGCACACGGCCGAGCGGCCCUACGCGUGCGGCCAGUGCGCCAAGGCCUUCACGCAGAUCGCGCACCUCGCGCAGCACCGGCGCGUGCACACAGGCGAGAAGCCCUACACGUGCCCCGAGUGCGGUGCGCCCUUCAGCCAGAGCGCCUCGCUGGCCGAGCACCGGCGCAUCCACACGGGCGAGAAGCCGUACGCGUGCGAGCAGUGCGGCAAGGCCUUCACGCAGGUCUCGCACCUGAGUCAGCACCAGCGCGUGCACACGGGCGAGCGGCCCUAUGCGUGCCAGGACUGCGGCCGCGCCUUCAGCAACCGCUCCCACCUGGUGCAGCACCACCUGGUGCACACGGGCGCCAAGCCCUACAAGUGCCUGGAGUGCGGGGCCGCCUUCAGCCACGUGUCCUCGCUCAUCGAGCACCAGAAGAUCCACACGGGCGAGAAGCCCUACCGCUGUGCCGAGUGCGGCAAGGCCUUCAGCCAGGGUUCGUCCCUCACGCUGCACCAGCGCACGCACACGGGCGAGCGGCCCUACGCCUGCCCCGAGUGCGGCAAGGCCUUCAGCAACCGCUCCUACCUGAUCCAGCACCACAUCGUGCACACGGGCGAGAAGCCCUAUGAGUGCGGCGGCUGCGGCAAGGCCUUCAGCUUCUCCUCCGCCCUCAUCCGCCACCAGAGGACGCACGCCGACAGGAAGCCUCGUGCGGCCAGUGCAGGGACACCUUUGCCCGGGGGCCACACCUGCCUCGACACCUGAGCGCCCACGGGGAGAAGCCUGUUGGCAGGAGCGACCGUGCCGACAGCGUGCAAGCUGACGCGUGACAGGGCAUCCUAGCCAGGCGCUCUGUUGAGCGUUUCUGGCCGGGUGGCACUGUCGGAGAGAUACCCUGCCUCCCCAUCCUGCCUUGCAAGAAGACUGAGGCUCAGAAAACCUCGGUGACUUGCCCGCGGUCCUGCAGGGAGGUCAGGGGGCUGAGACUGGCCCCCACAUCUGCCAGACAUACCACCACCACCACCACCACCUCCCUGGUUCAGAAUUAUAAAUGCCGCCGUGAAUGCAGACCCAAGGAGCAUCUGUGGGCCUUGUAAUUGUUAUGACUGAGUAGGUGUUUGCUCAAUACAUUUAACUGGAUCAGAUUCUGCUCCCCCGGUGAGGUCGGCCUGUUAACCAAGGGAGCAGGGUCCAAAGAAGAGAAGCCGGUCCACUAGGACCAGAAUGGUGCUCCCCAAAUUAGAGAAAGUGAAUGGAGAAAUCCAGAGCAGGAAAAGGUCUGAAAGAGAGUGCCCGUCCCCACAAAGGGCGACCUUUAGAGCGGACCACAGCCUGCUUCCAGUGAGGAGACACCUUCCCCGGCCCCAGCUUUCUCCCCCUUACUGAGCCCUGACUUCUGUGGAGAUUCAGCAGCUGUGCAUUCAACAUCUCCCGUCCUGGGUGGUCCUGCAGGCCUGGGCCAGGCUGGGCUGCCGUUGGCUGGAUGGUCAUGCAUCUGUGGUCAGCUGAGGGUUGGGGACUGGCUGGUCCAGGAGGGCACAGCUGGGCCGGCCCAGCCCUCCCCCUCGGGACUCACAUCCCACCUGGGCGUGCACACACGGCUGCAGCAGGGAUUUGGGAGAGUGCACGCGAGCAGAGUUUUAAGCCUCUGAUUAUAUCAGGUUUGCUUCCAUUCGCGUUGGCCAAAGCCGGCCUCCUUGCCCAGCCCAGGGGCAGUGCCGGAAGCGCUUUCCCACAGGUGUGGCUAGAGAGAAGAGUGAAAUGUAGGAACCAUUAAUGCAUGAACUGCUGUGGCCAUGAAACAAAAGUUACUGUGUAUCAUGGUCUUUACGAAAUUACUGUACGGGAACCCGUUCAUGUGGUCCAAAACAAAAAAAUCUCACCUCUGUCCUCCCCACCCCUGUCUACCAAGUUUCCCUGCCUAGAGGCGACCAUUCUUAACAUGCCAGUAUCUUUCCAGCAUAUCCUAUGCAUAUAUAAGCAAAUAUUUAUGUGGACAUUUGUUUAUAUGCAUAAACAUGCUAAAAAGAUACAUACCUUUCUGCACAAAUAGCAUAGGCCACACAGUUUCCCAUCUUGCCUUUAUUCGUCAUCAUAUUCUAAGGGACUUACAUCAUUAGACAAGCAGGAUGGAUGUUAGCAUUUCACCAAGUUUAGCCUAAGAAUGUUAGGUUUGGAAUUAACUUGUGAUUGUUCUGAUCUCACCGUGUCUUGUUUGCCUCCAGAAGAAAAAGUCACUGAAAGUACCCUUCAGUUCUGAGCUCAGAUGCCUUUAUUACAAGGUUGGCCAACAGACUGACUGGUGUCGUGGGGCAGCACCUCCCACCUUAUGUUGUUAAAAAAAAAACAUGGUAAAAAAUUUUUGUUACCAGAUUUUUCAAUUAUAUGGAAAAGUAAGAAGUAUAGUAAAUGCCCAUAUUCCCACCCAGAUUCAAUGCCUUUUAAAAAAAUAUAAAGGUACAAUACCUAGAAAGGCUUUUACUAAAAUUUAUCAUGUUUCAUGAUAUGAAUAUAUUUGCUUUUAAAAUAAGUCAUGAAAACAUGACUAUUUGUAUGACUUUCUGGUCUAUUUUAAAGUAAAUGACAGAUGUGAUCUCACUUCACCGCUAAACACCUGAAUUGCAUCUCUACAAAAAAAAAAAGUGUCUUCCAUACAACCACAGUAUCACAGCACCUAAUGACAGUAGUAAUUUCUUAGUAUCAUCCAGUGUCUAAUCCAGUGUCAGGUUUCCCUGGCCUUAAAGAAGCUUUUUAAAAGUGAUGUGAUUUGUCAGAAAAUAAUGUCAAGGUUUGAAAGCACUCAGAUCUUCAUGUGUAUGUUGAAUGUGUGUAACUGGGGGGAGGGGAAGCUGGCAGGGAGACACAGACACGUAAACACGUGAGAACAGACCGACUCCCUGCCCACCAGCUUCCUCCGCUGCAGUCCUACCAGGGAGGGCGGUGAGGGGCCUGGGAGGACGGCAUCUGUGUGCCUUUCUCCCUCUGACCCAGCGCCCGCACACUGGUUCCUUGCUAUGACCCCAGCUUUGCCCAGCCCACGCCUCAGCACGUAGGUCCACAGGGAGUGCCAAGUGGCCGAAUAGUUGCACAUCCCUGCACCAGCCCUGGAGUCAGUCAGGCACAACAGAACUGGUUCCUCCCCAUGCCCCAGACCUGUCCCAGCUCAGGCCUCAGCACACAGUAGGGCCUCAAGAAGUACCGAGUGACUGAAUGGA
Molecule: messenger RNA, 5013 nt
Organism: Manis pentadactyla (Chinese pangolin)
Lineage: Eukaryota; Metazoa; Chordata; Mammalia; Pholidota; Manidae
Gene: ZNF835
Product: zinc finger protein 835
Exons: 2
Coding region: 1016-2563 (515 amino acids)
Source: RefSeq, a predicted model, not a curated record